AUGGAUUCCACUAAACACUUUCUUGCGUUUAUCCUUCACUUUUCUCCCCCUUUCACUUUUCUCUCUUCAUUUCGCCUCGUCUUGUUUCUUCCUCGCUUUAUUUUUUUCUUUUACCGAAACCUUCUCAGCGUCCUCUCCCUCCUCCCAUCUCUCUUAGUGUCUUAUCCACUCCGACACUCCCCGCUUACUCACUUCAUUUCAAAAGUGCUCCAUUUUUUUUUUCUUUCUUUUUCUUCCUUCUUUUCUUUCUUUCUUCCUUUCUUUCUUUCUUUCUUUCUUUCUGUUUUUCAUUUUUUCUUCUUUUUUUCCUUACACUUUCUCUCGCUUUCUUUCUUUCUUUUUUCGUCCUUUUCUCUUUCUUUCUUGAUUGAUUCGUUUUCUACGGUUUAUCAACCUUUUCUAGUUUCUCCCAUCCAUCCAUCAUUCUUUCUUUUCUUUUCUUUUCUUUCUUUCUUUCUUUCUUUCUUUUCUUUCUUUCUUUCUUUCUUUCUUUCUUUAUUUAUUUAUUUAUUUAUUUAUUUAUUUAGCUUCUUAUACUCUUUUUUCUUACAUAAAUUUCUCCCUCCUUCCCUUCUGUCUUUCGUUCUUUCUUUCUUUCUUUUUCAUAUUCUUUUUCUUUAUUUAAUUUCUCUCUUUCUUUCUUUCUUUCUUUCUUUCUUUCUUUCUUUCUUUCUUUCUUUCUUUACCUUGUCAUGUUCUUUUCUUACUUUAAUCUCUCCCUUCCCUGAUUCUUUCUUUCAUUGUCUUCUCAUAUUCUUUUUCUUACAUAAUUUCUCCCUCCCCUCUUUCUUUCUUUCUUUCCUUCUUUCUUUCUUUCCUUCUUUCUUUCUUUCUUUCUUUCUUUCUUUCUCAUAUUCUUUUUCUUUAUUUAAUUUCUCUCUUUCUUUCUUUCUUUCUUUCUUUCUUUCUUUCUUUUCUUUCUUUCUUUACCAUUUUCAUCUUCUUAUACUCUUUUUUCUUACAUUAAUUUCUCUCUUCUUCUUUCUUUCUUUCUUUCUUUCUUUCUUUCUUUCUUUCUUUCUUUUUUCUAAUAUUCUUUUUCCUUACUGUAAAAUUUCCCUUCCUUCUUUCUUUCUUUCUUUCUUUCUUUCUUUCUUUCUUUCUUUCUUUCUUUCUUUCUUUCUUUCGCUUCUCAUAUUCUUUUUUCUUAAUUUAAUGUCCCCUCUUCCCUCUUUCUUUCUUUCUUUCUUUCUUUCUUUCUUUCUUUCUUUCUUUCUGCUAUCUGCUCACGCAACAAUGUUAGUCCUUCCUUAUCUAUCUAUCUAUCUAUCUAUCUAUCUAUCUAUCUAUCUAUCUAUCUAUCUAUCUAUCUAUCUCAAUCUGCUCCCUAUCUUUCUAUCUGCCUAUCUAUCUGUAUAUCUAUCCAUGCAUAUAUAUAUGCAUGGAUAG
Acanthosepion pharaonis is the source of this 1389-nucleotide messenger RNA. NCBI's taxonomy places the organism in Eukaryota, Metazoa, Mollusca, Cephalopoda, Sepiida, Sepiidae. The record is from the annotation of a GenBank genome assembly.